This is a messenger RNA of Impatiens glandulifera, 1668 nucleotides long. Its product is annotated as probable serine/threonine-protein kinase PIX13. Gene Ontology annotation, biological process: protein phosphorylation. NCBI's taxonomy places the organism in Eukaryota, Viridiplantae, Streptophyta, Magnoliopsida, Ericales, Balsaminaceae. The transcript has 6 exons. Bases 197 to 1414 code for a protein of 405 amino acids. Gene Ontology annotation, molecular function: ATP binding; protein kinase activity. The record is from RefSeq and is a predicted model, not a curated record.
UUCCUUCCACUUCCAAGUUCCACCAAGGAAGAAGAACGGGGCCACCAACACGACAAUGGGGAAGAAGAAGAAGCACACAUAAUAAUAGCGGCGUUGACCCACAAACCAUUUUUGAAGGUAAUCUCUUUGAAUUGAAUCCCAAUUUUGAAAGAUUUCCAGAUCAUAUUGCUGCCCUAAGAGAAGAAGAAGAAGAAACAUGGGUAAUUGCUUUGGGGUUUCUCAAACUCUUGACCCAAAACCCACUAUCUCCAAUCGCAGCUUCAGAACUUCAAAUACAGGAAUAUCAUCUAAAAGUUAUGAAACUUCUGGCACGAGUAGUAGUACUGCACAUAGCCAGUUUUCUGCAAUUGGAAGUGAAGAUUCACUUUUAAACGGAGAAAUAUUACCGGCUGCAAAUUUGAAAGUUUACACCUUUGCGGAUAUGAAGAACGCCACGAGAGGAUUCAGGUCGGAUAGUGUGUUGGGUAAUGGCGGUUUUGGGACUGUGUUUAAGGGAUGGCUUGACGAAAAGACCCUUUUGCCAGCCAGAUUCGGUACUGGCAUAAUGGUUGCCAUCAAGAAACUGAAUUCUGAAAGUAUGCAAGGGUUUCAAGAAUGGCAGGCAGAAGUGAAUUUUUUGGGAAGGCUUUCACAUCCUAACUUGGUGAAGCUGUUGGGUUAUUGCUGGGAAGAGAAAGAGUUAUUGCUUGUCUAUGAAUUCAUGCAGAGAGGGAGCUUAGAAAACCAUCUAUUCAGAAGAGGUUCGUUUGUCGACCCCCUUUCUUGGAAUAUGCGUCUCAAAAUAGCUAUUGGUGCAGCCCGAGGUCUUGCUUUCUUGCACAGUUCAGAUAAGAAAGUAAUAUACAGAGAUUUCAAAGCAUCAAAUAUUCUCCUUGAUGGGAACUACAAUGCAAAAAUAUCAGAUUUCGGGCUAGCAAAGUUUGGUCCAUCAGGUGGAGACACGCAUGUCACUACGCGAAUCAUGGGAACUUAUGGUUAUGCUGCUCCAGAAUACAUUGCAACAGGUCAUCUAUACGUGAAGAGUGAUGUAUACGGUUUUGGCGUAGUUCUCCUCGAAAUUCUGACAGGCUUACGGGCUUUAGACACUAAACGUCCCAAUGGGCAGCAGAACCUAGUUGAGUGGACAAAACCUUAUCUAUGCAAUAAAAAGAAAAGUAAAAGUAUAAUGGACCCGAAAAUCAAAGGCCAAUAUUCAUCCAAGGCAGCAAUAGAGGUUGCCCAAAUCUCCCUUCGGUGUGUAGAAUCCGAGCAUGGGAAAAGACCUUCGAUGAAUGAAGUUGUGGAAGCGUUAGAACGGGUGGAAGCCACCAUUAAUAAGAACAGACCUACCAAAUCCAAGCAGGCUUCAGUUGAGAAUACCCAUACUGGAACCGUCACUGUUAGCCCCGGUUUUGGAAUGGGAGACAGAAGUUAAGCAUAGAUUGUGUAAAGAAAAUGAUGUCUUUUUUUUAGUAUAGGAUGAUUCUUUUCAAUACUUUGAUAUGAGAAUGCCCCUAUUUGUUUUUCUGAAUUGUAUGAUUUGAAAAUGUUGUGUAACUUGAAAUUGUUUGUUUAUAAUAAAUCUGGGGCGGGUUCAUUUGUGUGUAAUUCAACUAAAAUGACCAUGUUUUAAAUAGAAUUUGAAUAACUCCCUUUUCAAAUAUUUUAUAAAUAUUAUUUUUAAUUGUU